UGUGGCAGACAGGAGCAGGUGUACGAUGUCCGUGUGGCAGCAGGAGCCGUCGGCGUACUCGCCGUGCGUGGAGAUCGACUCCAGCUCGGUGAGGACCAAAGAGCGUCUGUGCUCGCCGUCGUGGCUGAAGCAGGAGCAGGACGAGCUGCGCAUCAUCAAGUGGGAGAACUUCCACUCCGACGCCGUGCAGGACGCCACCCCCAGCAGCGCCGCGUCCGCCUCGCAUGGCGAAGGCCUCCCCCCGAGGGUGCUGCUGACCAUCACCAAGCUGCAGUGCAUGCUGGAGAGCAAGCAGGAGCGCAUCGCCGCGCUGGAGCGCCAGGUGGAGGACCUGAUGCAGGACCGCAAGUUCCUGCGCAGCCAAAUCGAGAACCUCACCAGCAACCGCGGCGCCCCCGCCUUCACGUCGCCCGCCUUCACCUCGCCCGCUCCGGCCAUCGAAGCUCCCAGACCCAGCAGGGCGCCGCAUCCGGACAAGUCCCGGAAGAGAGAAAAAGCCUCGUCCGGCUCCUCCAGCGGCGGCGGCAGCAGCUCGGAGGAGUCCGAGUCUUCCCAAGUGUCUGCGGCGUCCAGCGACCACCGGAGGAAGAAACACCACAAGGACAAGAAGAAGAAGAGGAGCAAAGACUACAGCCGGAAGAGAGCCACCGGCGUGCAGUACGUCAUCCACCGCUACAAACAGGUCCUCUCCGCCUUCGUCAAGAAGAAGAGCAUGAGCGAAGCCUUCCGCCAUCUGGGAAUCGACCGCAACACCAUCGCCAACACGGCCUCCAUCGCCGAGCUCCACCUGGCCGGCAAAGACAUGGUCCCCCUGGUGGGGAUGUUCCGCCAGGGGGAGGAGACUCUGGUCAGCUACGCCCAGAGGUGCACGCUGGUCAUCGACAGCGACGCCGAACUCUCCAGGAAGAUCGAGCAGAUGAAAGCCAACGGCGAGCUGCUGCCCAUCUCCGGGAAGCGGUCCAGGGCGCUGCAUUCUCACCUGCAGUCACUAGGGGGCGGUGCAGACAGCAUUUUGAUAGGUUGAUGGAGCCUUCAGCUGUGGCUGCAGUGGUAGUUUAUGAAUGAGGUGUGAAUGAAUAAUGGAUACACAAUGUAAGGAUUAGAUAAAUCUAAUCCAUUAUUAUUAUUAUUAUUAUUAUUAAAAUGUUUUUUAUCUGAAAAACUUUUUUAAAAAUUUGAAUCGGUGUAGGACUAAGAACGGCCACUAGAUGGCAGCAAAACCUUUUCUGAUUUCAAACUGGUUGUAAAAUCUGCUUCUUAUUGUGUGAUUUUUCUGUCCUGUGAGGUGAUCUGAGGAUCUAUAAACCGCUAAAACAAAGAAA
This is a messenger RNA of Oryzias melastigma (Indian medaka), 1322 nucleotides long. RefSeq names its product coiled-coil domain-containing protein 106. Gene Ontology annotation, cellular component: nucleoplasm. The coding region runs from base 26 to 1024 and encodes 332 amino acids. The record is from RefSeq and is a predicted model, not a curated record. Lineage: Eukaryota; Metazoa; Chordata; Actinopteri; Beloniformes; Adrianichthyidae. The transcript is spliced from 5 exons.